AAAUUAUGGACCGAACCGAGCCACCUUUUAAAAUUAUGGACAGUCUUGAGGCUCCCUUUAAAAUUAUGGACAGUCUUGAGGCUCCCUUUCAAAUUAUGGACAGUUGUGAGGCUCCCUUGAAAACUAUGGACAGUCGUGAGGCUCCCUUGAAAACUAUGGACAGUCCCGAGGCACCCUUUAAAGUUAUGGACAGUCCCGAGGCACCCUUUAACAUUAUGAACAGUCUUGAGGCUCCCUUUAAAAUUAUGGACAGUUGUGAGGCUCCCUUGAAAACUAUGGACAGUCGUGAGGCACCCUUUAAAAUUAUGGACAGUCCCGAGGCACCCUUUAACAUUAUGAACAGUCUUGAGGCACCCUUUAAAAUUAUGGACAGUCCCGAGGCAACCUUUAAAAUUAUGGACAGUCCCGAGGCACCCUUUAAAAUUAUGAACAGUCCCAAGGCACCGUUUAAAAGUAUGGACAGUCCCGAGGCACCCUUUAAAAUUAUGGACAGUCCCGAGGCACCCUUUAAAAUUAUGGACAGUCCCGAGGCAACCUUUAAAAUUAUGGACAGCCCCAAGGCACCGUUUAAAAGUAUGGACAGUCCCAAGGCACCCUUUAAAAUUAUGAACAGUCUUGAGGCACCCUUUAAAAUUAUGGACAGUCCCGAGGCAACCUUUAAAAUUAUGCACAGUCUUGAGGCACCCCAUUCUAAAAAAAAAUACACUUUUGCACCC
This is a messenger RNA of Staurois parvus, 716 nucleotides long. The record is from the annotation of a GenBank genome assembly. NCBI's taxonomy places the organism in Eukaryota, Metazoa, Chordata, Amphibia, Anura, Ranidae.